Messenger RNA from Rhopalosiphum maidis (corn leaf aphid), 3347 nucleotides. RefSeq names its product DDB1- and CUL4-associated factor 10. Gene Ontology annotation, molecular function: protein binding. The record is from RefSeq and is a predicted model, not a curated record. NCBI's taxonomy places the organism in Eukaryota, Metazoa, Arthropoda, Insecta, Hemiptera, Aphididae. The transcript is spliced from 8 exons. Gene Ontology annotation, cellular component: Cul4-RING E3 ubiquitin ligase complex. The coding region runs from base 812 to 2731 and encodes 639 amino acids.
CAGCAGCUGUUGUCGACGAGAAUAACAAACGAAACAGCGUACAGCGGCUGGUGACCGGCACGUCGCGGUUUUGGUGGGUAGUGGGUACAGUGGACGGCGCACGCCACCACCUCCAAUCGGCAUGACGGCGUCCAAUCGACCCGCGGACGAACGUGCCUAACGUCGACGAAUCGGCGCGUGUUUUGCGUGGUAUUUCGCCGUUGUUGUUUGUAUACAUUUCCGAGCGUGUUGAUCGUAAUUCGUUAAUCGCAUAUUAGGUGAUAAUAAUUCGAUAAUCUUUAUAAUAAUAUCGUUUAUCCUGUUAUCGUCUCCGUUUCACACGUUUGAGAUUGUUUUCGAUUUCGACGGCGUUGACCACAGGGCAUCGCAGUAUCGUACCGCGGACGACUGACGAGUGACGGGCGGCGACGACACGCAUCAUCGGAUCACGAUUUUGAUAAACUGAUAACGGCACGGUACACCGUUGAUAACGAAAAGUUAUAUUAUUAUUUUCUCGUUGAUAGCCACUACUCAAGUCUGGUCUACUCUCGAUUUCUAUUGCGCAAAGUCGAUACUGCUGAUACACUCAACAUGAAAAUUUAACGUCGAACCCCGGGCCGCGACCAUUUUGCGAGGAUAUUGUUUGUUUUUAGUUUUCUCCUCUUUGUCAUAAGUCGUGAACUGACUUUUGUCCUCGACGACUUUUAAAAAGUUGUGAUUACCCAAAGCACACUUAGCGGUGGUUCGUCUGUCCUAAAGUGCAUAACGCUUGAUUUCAUGUACGUUGAUCGUAUGCAUUAACAGCCUCGUCGUCUUCGUCGUCUUCGCCGUCAUGAGUACGACAUAUUACGAUCCGGAUGGUUUACAGAGCGUCAAACGCAGACGUACUUCUAACUUCCGUGACACGUAUUUGCGUAAUCGCGAGUAUGGCUUCCGACCUAAGUAUGGCGAUCAAAGUCGUUUACAUUGCGAGAUGUAUACAUCCAUUUAUCCUAUCGCUAAAUGGGAAUACGACGUUUCAAACAAUGACAUCACCAAUCCGGCUGGUAUAUUCAAUUUGGAAUUCUCCCCAGAUGGGAAAAUAUUGGCAGCAGCAUGCGAAAAGAAGAGCAUUAUGUUAUUUGAUCCUGUUACUCAAAAGUAUAUAACAUCAAUAAAAAAAGCCCAUAAUGAUUGUGUUAAUUGUAUUAAGUUUUUAGAUUCUCGUAUGUUUGCAACUUGUAGUGAUGACACAACAAUAGCAUUAUGGGAUGUUCGAAAUCUUAAAGACAAUAUAAGGGUAUUGAGAGGGCAUUGCAAUUGGGUAAAAAGUAUUGAAUAUUCAGCAAAAGACAAUUUACUUGUUUCCAGUGGAUUUGAUGGGCAAAUUUAUACAUGGGAUAUUAAUAGUUACUCAGAAGAAGGGAGAAUUCCCAAUAACUCUGUAUGUCACAUUAAUGGACUUAUGCGUAUUAAACUUCUUCCUGAUUCUAGCAAAUUAAUUGUUUGCACGACAAGUGGCUUCAUAUUACUUAUAAACAAUUUAGACUUGGAGACACUUGGUACAGAUAUUCAAGGAUUCAAACCAAAUAUGUAUCGUUUGAUGCAACUGAGUAAAACUACCAUUCCUAAUGCAGCUGCACACACACACAUGUUUACUCGUAAACGAAACCGUGUUGAAUUCAUUGUAGAUUUUCCUAGAAAUGAUGAUGCUGAAAUAAUAUCUUCUAUCCAGGUACAUCCACAAGGUUGGAAUGUAUUAAGUCGAAAUGUUACCACUGAUGAACAGUCUGAAUGGACUUGUGUACAUGAUAUACAAGAUUUUGCUGUUCCUAAACAACAACAAAAUGAACCUGAAGAACUGAGUUCUGAAGAAGCAAACUCAUUGGAACAUUCUUUAGCUGAUGACCCAAUGGAAGGAAGACUACAUCGACGCACUCAUGUUGUGAUUCCUCGAGACAUAAAUGUUGGCAUAAGUAGUAUGAUACCAUUUUCUGUGUUAGGACCAACUAGAGGUAACCGACAAGCUGACUUAUGGGAAGCAAUGAUGAAUGUCAAUAGUGGUAAUCGCAUAAGAAGUUUAAGAUAUUUAUCAGAAGGACGAGAGCGAAUAUUAGGAACAUAUUCUGGUGUACGGAUCGUACGUAGUGCAACUGGAUUACAAGAUCAAGACCAAGACGAUAUGGAGGAAAUGAUAGCAGAUGAUGAUACCGCUUCAGAGCGAUUAGUCACAGUAUUAUUUAACCGGAAUGGUAAUCGUGUGCCUGAUAUCAGAAUGCGUGGUUAUCUAUCCCCAAAUUCUAGAAUUGAUAUCACUCGACCAAGUAGACGUAGUACGGUAGAAGUAGGAACUGGUACAGAUGCAGUGGUGUUUAUUGGCAAUAGGCAACGUCGUAACAACUAUGUUCUGAAUUGUAUGAAUAGAUUUCAAGUACCCCUUAAUCAUAAAAUACACAAAAAUUUUAAUCGUCUUACACAUUUUAUUGAAGAGGCAAAUGUGGGUAGAGGGUACAUCAAAGAACUUUGUUAUUCUAGCGAUGGACGUAUAAUAUGUUCACCCUUCAGUCAUGGAGUAAGACUAUUAUCGUUUUCGCCCAACUGUGAUGAAUUAUCUACUUUGCUUCCAAAACUGCCAGGUGUAAAACUUCAUGAGAUUGGUACAAACGUUUCUCAUUCUAACAUUGUACUCUGUACCAAAUUCUCACCGGUCCAUCCUUUGCUCGUAUCUGGUUGUUUAGCUGGUCGAAUCGUUUGGUACCAACCGAGACUAUAAUUAAUACUUAAUGACUAUAAUAUUGUAUGUAUAUUAUGUUUUUUAUUUAUAAUAAUCUACUAUUCAAGUUUUGAAUAAUACAUUUUUUGUUUGUUUUCACACUGAAACUUAAUGCCACUGUAUGUAUAGAACAUACAAAGACAACAUAUCUUCUCAUGUAUAAAUAUUUUACUUGUAUCGAAUAUGUCAACGGUUAUAAUCAUGAACAAUAUUUAAGGUCUAGUUUACACCAAAUAAGUAGUUUUUUUUCGUAUGGAUGUAAUGAAAUAUAUAAAAAGUUAGUCACUUGUACGCAAAAUAUGUAUGCUCAAUAAGUAAGAGACUGUGUAAAUAUCAUUUACUCUUGUCUUUCUUUUUUCUUUUACUUUUAAAAAAAAGAUUAAAUGACCGCAAUAGUUUAAUUUUUUUACCUAGACAAUUUCUAACUGUUGUACAUUUUGCAACACAAUCUUUUUUUAUACUACUAGACCUUAAGAGCAAUGCAGUGGCUUAUUUGUAUACAAUAAUAAUCUCAGUUUUCAUAAAAUUCUACAACUUGAUACAAGCAUUAGUAAACAUUUUACUGAGUGGAUCAUGUAUCUACCAGACUAAUUGAUAUUAAAAAAAUUCUAAAAUA